Hippopotamus amphibius kiboko is the source of this 3171-nucleotide messenger RNA. It is a transcript of the gene RIGI, whose product is annotated as RNA sensor RIG-I. The coding region runs from base 258 to 2897 and encodes 879 amino acids. The transcript is spliced from 19 exons. Gene Ontology annotation, cellular component: cytoplasm. NCBI's taxonomy places the organism in Eukaryota, Metazoa, Chordata, Mammalia, Artiodactyla, Hippopotamidae. Gene Ontology annotation, molecular function: zinc ion binding; double-stranded RNA binding; ATP binding. The record is from RefSeq and is a predicted model, not a curated record.
UGUAGGAUUGCCAGGGAACAGCAGAACUUGGAUUAGAUCUAAAUUUAGCUGUCACUUUGCCUUGCUACUGUGUUUGUUCAUUGUUCAACAGAAAUUGGAAUAUCUGCUGUGUGGCAGGUUCUGGACUAGGUUUUUAGGGAUUCAUUGACUGAAGAAAGCAGGUUAUUGGAGGAUGGUAAAUACCAUUGGAUCUGUGCCUGAGAAAAACAAGAGAUGAGGUGCAGCAUAUUCAGGCUGAGAAAAACAAUAAGGGCCCAAUGGAGGCUGCCUCACUUUUUCUCCGGUUCCUGUUGGAGCUCCAGGAGGAAGGCUGGUUCCGUGGCUUUUUGGAUGCCCUUGACCAAGCAGGUUAUUCUGGACUUUAUGAAGCCAUUGAAAGUUGGGAUUUCCAAAAAAUUGAAAAGUUGGAGGAGUAUAGAUUACUUUUAAAGCGUUUACAACCGGAAUUUAAAAUCACGAUCAAUCCAAAAGAUAUCCUUCCUGAAAUAGCUGAAUGUUUAAUUAAUGAGGAAUGUGAAGAAAUUACUCAGAUUUGUUCCAACAAAGGGCUGAUGGCAGGUGCAGAGAAAAUGGUUGAAUGCCUUCUCAGAUCAGACAAGGAGAACUGGCCUAAAACUUUGAAACUUGCACUGGAGAAAGAAGAGAGCAAAUUCAGUGAGCUGUGGAUGGUAGAGAAAGGUGCAAAAGAUGUCGAAAUGAAAGAUCUUGAGGAUGAUGAAAUGAAAACUUUGCACGUACAGAUCUUCUACAAGGAAGAACCAGAAAACCAGAAUCUUAGUCAGAAUUCAUGCCCUUCUUCAGAAGUGCCUCAUACUUACAGCCCGUUGAAGCCAAGAAAUUACCAACUAGAGCUUGCUUUACCUGCUCAGAAAGGAAAAAACACAAUAAUAUGUGCUCCUACUGGUUGUGGAAAAACCUUUGUUUCACUUCUUAUAUGUGAACAUCAUCUUAAAAGUUUUCCACAAAGACAAAAGGCGAAAGUUGUCUUUUUUGCUAAUCAACUCCCAGUGUAUGAGCAGCAGAAAUCUGUGUUCUCAACGCAUUUUGAAAGACUUGGGUACAAAGUUGCAGGCAUCUGUGGAGCAACAUCUGACAUUGUCUCAGUGGAACAGGUUGUUGAGAACAAUGACAUCAUCAUUUUAACUCCACAGAUUCUUGUGAACAGCCUUAAAAGUGGGACUGUUCCAUCACUCUCUGUCUUUACUUUGAUGAUAUUUGAUGAAUGCCACAACACCAGUAAACAUCAUCCUUAUAAUAUGAUCAUGUUUAAUUAUCUAGAUGAGAAACUUGGAGAAUCUUCAAACUCACUGCCCCAGGUUGUUGGGCUGACUGCCUCAGUUGGCGUCGGGGAUGCCAAAAAUACAGUUGAAGCCACAGAAUAUAUCUGCAAGCUGUGUGCUUCUCUCGACAUAUCAGUGGUAGCAACAGUCAAAGACCACUUGGAGGAACUAGAAGAAAUUGUUUAUAAGCCCCAGAAAAUUUCCAGGAAAGUGCAAUCACGGACUACUGACAGAUUUAAAAGCAUCAUAUCUCAGCUGAUGACAGAGACAGAGAGUCUGGCAAAGAGUAUCUUUGAAGAACUUGGUACCGUAACUCUCGAAAACUUGUCUCAAAUUCAGAAUAGGAAUUUUGGAACACAGAGAUAUGAACAGUGGAUUAUCGCAAUUCAGAAAGCAUGCAUGGUGUUUCAGAUGCCAGACAAAGAUGAGGAAAGCAGGAUUUGUAAAGCACUGUUUUUGUAUACAUCAUAUUUGCGGAAAUACAAUGAUGCCCUCAUUAUCAAUGAGCAUGCACGAAUGAAAGAUGCUGUGGAUUACUUGAAAGACUUCUUCAGAAAUGUCCGAGCAGCGGGAUUUGAUGAGAUUGAACAAGAUCUCACUCAGAGAUUUGAAGAAAAGCUGCAGGAAUUAGAAAGUAUUUCCAUGGAUCCCAGCAAUGAGAACCCUAAACUCAAUGAUCUCUGCUUCAUCUUGCAAGAAGAGUACCACUUAAACCCAGAGACCAGAACCAUCCUCUUUGUGAAAACCAGAGCACUCGUGGAUGCUUUAAAGAAAUGGAUUGAAGAAAAUCCUAAACUCAGCUUUCUAAAACCUGGCAUAUUGACUGGACGUGGCAGAACAAAUCAGAAAACAGGGAUGACCCUCCCAGCACAGAAGUGUGCCUUGGAUGCAUUCAGAACCAACGGAGAUAACAAGAUUCUGAUUGCCACCUCAGUUGCUGAUGAAGGCAUCGACAUUGCUGAGUGCAAUCUGGUCAUCCUGUAUGAGUAUGUGGGCAAUGUCAUCAAAAUGAUCCAAACCAGAGGCAGAGGAAGAGCAAGAGGGAGCAAGUGCUUUCUUCUGACUAGUAAUGCCGAUGUAAUCGAAAAAGAAGAAAUAAACAUAUACAAAGAAAAAAUAAUGAAUGAGGCCAUUUUAAGCCUGCAGACAUGGGAUGAAGCAGUAUUUAAAGAAAAGAUUCUCCAGAUACAGAUUCAUGAAAAAUUCAUCAGGGAUAAUCAAGGAAAAGCAAAACCUGUGCUUGAUAAGAAAAAUAAAAAACUGCUCUGCAGGAAGUGCAAAACCUUUGCAUGUUACACAGCUGAUAUAAGAGUGGUGGAGGAAUGCCAUUUCACUGUGGUUGAGGAUUCUUUCAGGGAGCGCUUUGUGAGUAAGUUACACCCCAGACCAAAGAGAUUUGGGAGUUUUGAGAAGAAAGCAAAGAUCUUCUGUGCCAGGGAGGACUGCAGCUAUGACUGGGGAAUCCAUGUGAAGUACAAGGUAUUUGAGAUUCCAGUUAUAAAGAUUGAAAGUUUUGUGGUAGAAGAUGUUGCAACUGGAGCUCAGACACUGUAUGGAAAGUGGAAAGACUUUCAUUUUGAGAAGAUCCCAUUCGAUGCUGCAGAAAUGUCCACUUGAGCUCAGGACCUCAGGCUGCAGAGAAUGGGUGACCUUGAGUGAAGAAGAAAUUAGACCAGUGGGUGACUCCCAGAUCACUUGUACCACUGUCAAGAUAUUUCCCCUAAGGCCUGCACUGUACUGAGUGUAUAUCACUUAACUUCUGUUGUUUUUAGCAGUUUAUACUUUAUCAUUUACGUAAAGCAUGACUGCAUGAGUCACAGCGUUCAGUGAAUCACUUUGUAGGCCAUUAGCGCUUGGGAAAAAUGAAAAAGGCUUAACUUGUUGCCAUCCA